ACACACACACACUGCAGUAUAAGAGCACGCCUCAGCUACAGAUCUGCUCACUUCUUAUCUAAGGGCUGCACAGUAUGGAGCUGUUCACCACAACUCUGUGUAUGUGCCUGGUACUUUCCUUUGCUAAUGGAGUGCCUGCGCCCCAACAUGACUCCAUAGCAGAUGAUGGAGACAGCCAAGCUGCUUUUCCCGACCGCUGUGAAGGUAUUGAAUUUGAUGCCAUCACUCCUGACGAGACGGGGGUCAUCUUAUUCUUCAAAGGUGACUACCUGUGGAAGGGUUUCCAUGGGUCAGCUCAACUUUCCAAUGAGUCCUUCAAGGAGCUGGAUGAUUUCCAUCACGUCGGCCAUGUUGAUGCUGCCUUUCGCAUGCACAACACUGCAAAGACAGGCGACCAUGAUCACAUCUACUUCUUCUUGGAUGACAAAGUGUUCCGGUAUUAUAACCAAAAUCUGGAGAAUGGAUAUCCAAAACAAAUCCAGGAGGACUUUUCAGAAGUUCCCACUCAUUUGGAUGCUGCUGUGGCGUGUCCACAGGGGGAGUGCAUCACUGACUCUGUUCUUUUCUUUAAGGGCCCUGAUGUUCAUGUCUAUGACAUUGCCACAAAGACAGUGAAGACGAAGACGUGGUCCCACCUGCCUGUGUGCACCUCUGCCCUGCGCUGGCUGGAGCACUACUACUGUUUCAAUGGACACAGCUUCACCAAAUUCAACCCCGUAACUGGAGAGGUGACAGGCGAUUACCCAAAAGACGCCCGAAAUUACUUCAUGAAGUGUGAAAACUUUGGUCAUGGAAGUCAUUAUACAGCUCCUAAAUGCAGUGAAGUCAAGUUAAAUGCCAUCACCACUGAUGAUACAGGCAAAACAUACUUCUUUGCAGGUCCCACAUACAUGCGUUUGGACACCCAUCGCGACGGACUUCACGCCUUCCCAAUCACCAAAAUAUGGCAAGAGGUUACCAAUGGAGUGGAUGCUGUGUUUUCCUACACAGACAAGAUUUACAUGAUUAAGGAUGACCUGGUUUACAUUUAUAAAUCAGCCGCUCAUUACACCUUGAUCGAAGGCUACCCCAAAAGACUCAAAGGAGAACUUGGCAUUGAAGGACGUGUGGAUGCUGCCUUUGUCUGUCCCAAUGAACACACCGUUCAUCUAAUACAAGGACAGAUGCUUCGCGACGUUGACCUCACGGCCACACCCAGGGUGGUGACCACAGAGGUGCCCCUGCCAUUGUCCGACAUUGAUGCAGCCCUGUGCGGCGCGGACGGAGUUAAUGUGUUCAAGGGCUCUCAGUUUUAUCAUUACGACAGUGCCAUGAUACUGGCUAUGGGCAGAAUUGCCCCCUUCCCUCAGAAUAUCACCUCAGCAAUGAUGGGAUGUCAGGAUUAACCGCAAGUCUGUUUCCUCUCCAAGCAAUGAAAAGAGAGCAGCUGAGUCGAAAGGCGCAGCUCACUGAUCCACACAGAAUGCUUUAGGAGGAGUGUCCCUACAUUUACAAACAGGUAAACAGAGAGUCUUAGUAGGGGUCUGUAGGGAUUGUUGGUGGUAAAUAAAGAAAUGAUUAAAUGAAUGAAUGAAUGAAUGAAUGAAUGAAUAUACACUGGUGUGAGGAGGAUUUCAACAUUCAAACACAUCUGAGGUAUAAAGUUCAGAGGAAACAUGUCCAGUAAUGUAGUCUGGCCACUAGAGGACCUACUGGACAAAGUGUUGUACUACAAAUGAUAAGUGAACGAUGUAGCGGGUGGUAACUGAUUAUGUAUAAAAGACGAGAGACAUUGACCCUUUACAGAAAAAUUAGUACAAACAGAACAUGCAUUUAGGACACGAUGAGGAGUUUACCUUGAGCUUGCUGUACUGACACAGAGAUAAACAUGUGAGGUCUAUGAACCCAGUGUUGAGGUGCACAGUCCUGAUCUUACAACAAACAUAUCUUUGUUACUGAAGGAUUUUAUCCUACUUCAUUAGCUCCUGAUUUUGAUGGUAUCUGAAGAAAUACUGUUUGGGGAUAUUAUAUGUCAUUUGACUCACACACAGUACUGUAGGUGGUUACAACAGACAAAGUAUUUCAAUUUAAGCAGGACAGCUACAGCAACAAGUCCCUUCAAAGAGUCAUGUACACAAUCUAAUUGGUUCAUUUACUUAGGGUUUAGAACAACAAACUCCAAAUCAGUUAAGAACAAUCUAACAGUUCAACACAGCUACAAGGUAACUAGACCUUAAGUGCAUUAAAUAACACGGCUUUUUGGAAAAUAGGUCACUGCUACAUAAGAAUCAUGUCAUGUCUAAAACCACUUCAUAUUUACUCAGUCACAUAUUUAAUGUUGCAUAAUGUUUAUAUAUAAUGUACAUUAAGUAGUCCAUGAUGGGUCAUUACUAAUUGCUGAGUUGAGUAAUUUUCUUUUCUCUAUAAUUGCAUGGUAUGGACACUAUUUACUAAAUAUGGAGGAAGUGUCAGCAUUAUCGACAACCUUGUGAAAGCUAAAAAGCUUAAGUAUUUCUUUGCAAGAAAGAAUUCAGAGAAAAAGGUAGUGGCUCUAAGUUUAUUCCCUGCAAGCAAAACACAGAUAAAACAUUUGGGCUUCUCUUUGAAGCAGUCACCAUGUCAACUAAGAGGAAACACUCAUCCAACUGAGCCAGGGCACAGCCACUAAUUGGGAUUUGCUGCCAAUAAAACAGGACGCACCUGCAAAAUAUACGAUCGCUGAUGAUUUGUUUCAUAAUUCAACCAACUUCAUCCACAGAAACCUAGUUCCAUUUCUGUAAUAUGAUGCGCGUCCUGACGAAAUCUAAACAAAAGAUUACGUUAUGUAAUAAUUAGGUGUUAUUUCAGAGUCUAUUACUAUGAUAUACAUUUGUUUGUACUCAUAUGGAACCAUAUAGACACGUACACAGCAGCUUGCAAGAGACCAGAGGUCGGGACAGCAUUAACAGGCAUUCAGGCCCUUUUCACUCCCUGGAGGCUUUUUGUUCAGUUAAAAUCCCUGGGACUUUCAGCAGGCAUAAAGGAAGUGCUGGGCUCAGCACAGCCUAAUGGGUGAGGCAAUGAGUGCUCACACACACACACACACACACACACACACACACACACACACACACACACACAUACAGUAGACAGUACGGACAUCGCUCUCACACACAAAAUCAUUCACAUCAGUGAAUGGUCAGAGAUACUUACAUACUCAGGUGUACUAGACUAACAUAUAAAUAUAAGGUUUUUAAUUAAUAUUGACUUAAAACUGUAAGCCAUAACCCUGACCUAAUAAUAACAUAAUCUUUUAGCAAUUUUGUUACCUUGUAACUAGUCAAAGAAGGUAAAGAACAUUUGAACAUGAGCAUUACAAAAUAAUCUGAAGAGAAUUUGAUCUAGAAAGGGCAGCAGGACUAUAAAUUUAACUUCAUAUAAAUGAACCAUUUUAAUUAAUGCAACACUAUACAACUGUGACCGUAAAUGUUGUAAUGAUGAGGGUUCAAAUGGACUCAAUACAUCCAUGGCCCAGAUUGGAAAGGAAAUAAAAUAAAAAAGUAAAUAAAAUUAACUAUAAUCUGGACACAAAAAUGUUCGAGGCUCUAUUAGUUUUUAUGUCCUGCUAGUAUGACCAUCUGUAGUAUAUGUUAACAAUGUUACUUCAACUAUUUAUAAAUCAGAACAGACAAAAAUACAUAAAAGUCUAGAAAGGCCCAAAUUACUAGCCAAUUAACGGUCAUCAGUUAGCGUGUAAGCUAAGCUAAAACAAGCUAACGCUACCAUACGUUUUCUGCCCUAUAUCACAAGGCUGUUAAAUACACAUUGAUAAUAAAAUGGUAAUUUAAUGCUGUGUAAGCUAAAAGGUAAGCACAUCAUAGUCACUAGCAAUAAUGUUAACUAAGGUGCAAUUACUAACAUCUACUCGCAACAGCUUCCUUCUGAACAAGACAUGAACUGUGCAUGCUAAUGUACAGCUAAGGCUAAAGCUAUUGUUUUAACAAACCAGUUAGCGACCCACGCUAACAUCAACGGCUUCAAUCUUAGCAGAUACCAGGGAAUCAGGGAAAUGGUUUUAGCAAACAUGACUCUGCACAGUGUUGACAGAUCAAAUGGUUUUGGUUACUGGAUUCCCCACACAACAAGAAAUACGAAAGGUAACACUCACCAUGACAGAAAGCAUGUGGUACAAAAAGUUUAUUCAGGAUCAGUUCUGUAACCAUCUGAGGUAAAUAAACAUUUACAUCAACGUGUUCUUCAACAAAAGGUCCAGACACAAGGCACUUCUCUUCAAAGACAGCACAGCAGGGCCACAUGUGGGAGCUUGUGUCCCUGCUUGUAGGGCGCCAUGAAAAUCCCACCACACAGCCUGUUCUCCUUGUGGGAUUUCUGAUCCAAGGCACAUCCAUGGUGUAAAAGCUGGAGUAGCCAAAAGUCUCACAAUCCAUGUUCAGAAAAAAACAAUCACUUAGGAUUAUUUCUUGUCCAUUCACAUGUUAAUAUUCCUCCUCCUAGAACAGCCUUUGUUGUUUUUCUACUUAUAUAUUCAUAUCCUCCAAAGAGUGGAAUAGCUACUUAACUGUGUAAAUCUUUAUCUACAUGAGAGAGAUACCAAGAACAGCUUGAAACAACAAGUUAUAUAAAACAUUUCAGCAAAAAAAAUAAGUAAAAUAAAUCUUUAGUUUUCAAUCUUUUAGAGACAAAGUUCAACAUUAUGUCUUUGUGGUGCCAUUCGCAUUUUCCAGAUUCCUGAUAGGUUUUAAAACUGAUGUAAUUGGUAGUGUCAUUAUUGGAUUGACGGUGGAGAGUUCCCCAUCUCUUUGGCACAAGUGACUUUGGUUUGAUGCGAUCGUUUAAAUCAAACACAUACUGGCAAACGAUUUCUUUUCUAAAAAUAUGUUAUCAACUGGCACCUAAAAACAUGCAAACAUUUGACAUUUGAAGGCCUUUCACUGCAUCUCGCUUAUUUGUCAGCACGUUUUAUAGAUGUAUUAGAGUCAUUGCAUUCAUGACAAGAUGAAAAUUGAGAUGUUUCUAGGCUAUAGCCUGGAUUUGUCAUUUGGGUAGCUAAUGUUUAAAUUAAGAAAAAGAUAAAUCUGUAGUUUCUGUGCCAACAGCAAAGACAAAAGAGUUAUUAUGUGUAUUUGAUCUUUUAUAAAUUAUACUUUAAUCAUAUGAAUAAAAAGCUCACAGACUAUAACAAAAAGCAUAAAGGUCAGAUUAUGUGGCAGUUUUUUUAUGCUAAGCUAAUUGCUGCUAGGCUGUAUUUUAAUAUUUACCAUUGUGGUAAAUAACAACUUAGACAAUGCAAGAAAAAUACUAAAGUAACACUGAAGGUUUAGAAGUUAGUGAAUUUUAGUUAUGCAUUUCAGCCAUGCUUUUUGUCUAAAUGCUGGAAUGAUAAGCUACAUCAAACCUACUGUAAAGACCUACUUUAAAAAAUAAUUUCCAAGUUGCCAUAAAAGCAUACAGGUGUAAAUUUAAAGCAUCUAGAUUCAUGUGUAUGUUUCAUUAGUCAAGGCUCUCUAAGAUUUGACAGGUGCAUUAAGGAGACACUUAAGACUGACGUAAUUCUAACAUAUUAACAAUAAUACUGUAAAAAGGUCAUAAAUUAUUCACCUGAUGUUAAAUGUUUGCUGUUAAAAAUGAUAAAGACCUUGCAAAAAAGCACAAGAAAAGUCUAAUAUGUGGACCAAAACACGAGCUGAAUGGGACAUAAUUUGGUUAUUUGAUAAGUUUGCUCCAUGAUGUGAUCUAGUUUUGCACUUUAUCAAAUUAUUUAUUCAAGUAUUUUAAGUAUAAUUAACUAAAUUCUGCCUAGAGAGAAACACCAAGAUGAACAAAUCUCCAAACGCAGUUUGCCCAAACCCUUUUGCAAAUAAAUCUUUUAUUCCUGACAUUUGAUGAUGAUGCAUCAGUAUUUAGAUUUGAGUGGGAAGUUGCUGUAUACUGAGCUGAACUUUUAAAUUUUUUUUCAUUGGCAGGAAUUAAUUAGAAGAACAGGAACCUAACAUUCCUACACAGAAUUGUUAAAAACUAUUAAAUAAUUAAAUACUUCUCACCAUUUUUUGAUUAUAUUGCUCUCUUUUUUACACUACAAUAGCUACAGCUAGUCCUCGAGUCCUCCUACACAGAACAGCGAGGGCAACUCAACAGUUCUGUAACACACUGCAAACACAAGCGCGAGAAAGCAGAUGUACUGAUUUUUUGAGUCUGUGUUCAAGUUCCAAGGCCUAAAAUACCUUUUAGCCCUUGAUUUGUAUUUUCCUCAACAUUGGAUUUUUGUAUAAAGUGACCAGUGGAGCCAAUGUCAAAAAACACUGAGAAACAAAUUUCAUGUUGCAAAUCGCAGCUUGAUCAGAAACUAACUUUGGUAUCUAUCAUUGCUAUUAAUUAUAAUAUACAUAUUUAUAAACUUCAUAUAGUUUACCCUGAUGUAUCUGCAGAGAUGUUAACACUGAAACGAAUGAAUGUACCUAAACACACGCACACACGCAGCCUGUGAAGCCUAAGGACUAUGUCUCAGGGUGGUGUGUCCUAACAUCAGGACAUCCCUCUCUUCAUGGAAACUACAGGCCGGGGGAGAGCAGCACACGCACAGACGGACAGGUCAGACAGACACACAUCUCCAUCAUCACGUCACAAGAGAAAGAAAAAAGAAAGAAAGAAAAGUGCAAACCUCUCCUCCAAAGUCUCCCAGCAAAGGAAUUUAAAAACGAAUGCAAAUAGAGGAAGAUCCAGUCGUACUGCUAAUCAUUGUCAUCAUCAACACUCGCAUCUGUGUCUGUUCACCUUCGGUAAAUAAGCAGCCGGGCAGUUCCCUGGACAAAUGAUUUUUGCGCUGCUGUAAUGCGUGAUCAUGCAGCUAUUUUGAAAAUCUUCGACCUCUGUCUAAAGUAUGUGGAUUGUAACUUUUGAAGAGUACGGAAGUUAAUACUACCAAUAUCUGCAGAGAUGACUGGCUCUGUGUGGCAGGGUUUAAGCAGCGGGCAGCAGUCCAGGACACACUCCCUUUUAUUGCCUUUUGGGAUGUUGUCCUAAUGCUACACUUGACUCCAAAGCACUAAUUUGACCAUAACGUCAGAUUAAAACGAAAAGGGCACAGGUCACUGCAGUGCACACGAUCUGGUCUAAAAACUGCCUUCGUCGUAGUUUUGCAGCAGUGCAUUUGUGCCGCGGGGAGCGUGUAGCGGCAGCUUAGCGAUCCUCAGAGUAAGACACUGCCUGCAGUAAGAAACAUUGAAUAUCAGCGUUGGUCAGCGAUAAUAUGGUGGCAACUUACCACAAAUAAAUCAGUGUGUGAAAAAACACUGAGUGUCUGUGACGCAGAAAAAGGAAAAACUUAAAUGGCUGGUGCUCGUGCCACUUUAUCAGAACUGUGCUCAACACAAGUGAAAAGAAAUAAAAAUAACAAAGGCACUCGGACAGUUUUGUGUUACUGAUGUACUGAUGUUGCUGGUUUCCUGCCUGAACUUCUUGUUCAUUUAGACCUGAUCCCUUUUUGGCUUUUUUCAGUCCUUUGACCUUCGAAAUAAUAAAUAAAUUAAAUACUUAACCAUACUUGCUGUUUUAAUUUCAAUGAUACAAUUUGUUGCAUGUCUUUAAGACUUGAUUAAAACAUCCCAUUGUUGUUCUUUUAUUGUUUUAAAUAAAACUUUUAUUUUUUUAAAGUUA
Betta splendens (Siamese fighting fish) is the source of this 7632-nucleotide messenger RNA. It is a transcript of the gene hpxb, whose product is annotated as hemopexin b. The record is from RefSeq and is a predicted model, not a curated record. Gene Ontology annotation, molecular function: heme transmembrane transporter activity. Lineage: Eukaryota; Metazoa; Chordata; Actinopteri; Anabantiformes; Osphronemidae. The coding region runs from base 75 to 1385 and encodes 436 amino acids. Gene Ontology annotation, biological process: heme transport; intracellular iron ion homeostasis. The transcript is spliced from 10 exons.